Messenger RNA from Rotaria sp. Silwood2, 1932 nucleotides. Lineage: Eukaryota; Metazoa; Rotifera; Eurotatoria; Philodinida; Philodinidae. The record is from the annotation of a GenBank genome assembly.
AUGAAUUUAUUAAUUGAAUCAACAAGAAAACCGACUUCAUCUAAUUCAAUAACAUCUCGUUCAAAAUCUAAUAGUAUUUCAUCGUCAUCUGCAAUAACAACUGAUCCAUGGAUACGUCAAGUUGAUAAACAUAUUUGGCGUGCUAUAGAUUUUUUACACAUUAUUGUUAUGCUCUUUUCAUUUUAUACAGCUAUUAUUGUUGCCAUCUUACGAAAUGAACUAUUUGAACAAUGUCCAUUGUAUGCUAAACUUUAUCUUCGUGAUAACGCAACACAAUUUUCUUCCGAAACAAUCGCUCAAAAAACUGUAUGGGGUGGUGUUUAUACAUGUGAAUUUGCAUCAUUUGCUUAUCUUUCAACAUUUGUUCUUUCAUUUAUCUCACUUUGGAUUCAUAUCGUUUUUCGACGAGUUAUUCGAACAGAACGUUUACUACGCUUACCCAUUGGAUUAUGUACAUUAAUAUUUGCUUUAAUAACAUUUAUUGCAACAAUAAUUGUUACUGAUGGUGUUAUUAAAUUUUGUUUAAAUAGUCAACAGUAUAUUUGUUCAUCAACAGGUGAAGCUAUAUUUAGUCGAUCAAGAUGGAAAAUUCUUAGUUUACCUGUUGAACGAAAUUUUCAUUUCAAUAUUGCAGGUGGAUGGUUAACAACUCUAUCUAUACUAUUAAAUGUAUUUGUUCGUGGAAUUCAACUUUUUUCUAAACCAAAAAAGUCACCUGAAACAUUGAAAUUACUUCUUAAUCAAUUAAUGGCACAUCGACAUCAACUUAAAAGUGAAAAAGAUAGUAGUGAAUCUGAAUCUCAAAUUUCACAACGAUCAACAGAUAAAAAACGUUCACAGUCUUCACAUCGAUAUCCUCCAAUGAAUCGUACUUAUAAUCGAGAAUUUUCUCCUGAACUGUAUCCAUAUUAUUAUCCUCCGAUUCCUCAAUAUCGUCAAAUAGAAAAACGUUCACGAUUUCAACAUGUAUGUUGUUCAUGUUUUCGUCGUCGUCGUCGUCGUCAUCGUUCUUCACAUGAAUCAUAUCGACCAUUUAUUAUUCCCGAAGAAUAUUUUCAUCGUUUAAAUUAUCUUAAAGAAAAUGGAACAGUUCCAACAAAUUUAUGUCAUCGUCAUUCAAUGUAUCAUCCUGUUGAACAACAAACACAAACAGAUUUAAUUCCACAACGAAAAAGUAUUGAUGAAACAAGUGAAACACCAUUUUUAGGACGACGUCGAAGUUCAGUUCGAUUUGAAGAUGAAAUACCAUUAGUUAAAGUUUCUGAUGAAUCAUCUAAAUCAUCACAAAUUGAAUUUAUUUCCAUUAAUAAUAAAGAAAGUGAAGAAGCAGUAAUUCCAGAAUCAGAAAAUCAAAUUGAACGAAAUGUAUCUUUUCGUAAUAAUGAAGACGAUCUGUGGACAACUAUUACAAUCAAUACAGAACAAUCUGUACCUAUUCAAUCAAGUCAUUUCAAUAGAUUAUCUUUAGAAAAUUUAUCAGUUGUUGACACAUCUAUGUCAAAUAAUGACAAUGGUGUCACGGCUAUUCAUGUUAACAGCACUCCUACUGAAUCUAUAGCCUCUGAAACUGUUGAGAAAGACAAUUUAUCUCCAUCUGAGCCAUUAUUCAAAGAGAAACAACAUCGAUCAACAAUAAAUCGUUAUAAAACUCUUCUAUCACCUCCAUCACGAUCUCAUACAACAUCAAGUGAAGAUGAUGUUGAUCUGAAUAAUAUAAAACCUAUUGAAGAAAUUCAAGCUAUUGUGACAGAUACAUAUAAUUAUAAUAAUUUAUCACAAGCAUUAAAGUCUAAUGUUGAACGUUUAAAAAAUACUUUUAUUCAUGCUCAAGAAAAUCAAUCUCAUUAUGAUAGACCGAAAAAUAUUCGUACAACAUUAUCACAAAAAUCUUUUCAAAAUUUCAACAAUAAAAAUCAUUCGAGUGAUUGUUAA